GCUCCGUGCAUUUGUGCCUGUUUGGUGUCAGAAGCACAUAUAUAAGUAGCAAUAGGAGAAAAAUUAAUCCGCAGAAUCCGCUGCAUUCACAGCCGCAGUCAAUAAGAAGGGCACAGACCGCUCUCUUCCGCUAGAGACAACAGACUGAACCAUCAAACCAGCAAGCUUCGAGUCUGUCCAUAUUAUUAUGCAGUAUAUAAACAUGGCGGUUUAUCAACAUGCCUCAGCUCGAAAAGAUCUAUAUUUAGAUGUCAUGUUGUAGAGCAUCUCUUCGGAAGUAAAAGAGGAAAAAGUCUUGUCGUGAUUUAGGUUAUUAUACUAAGGGAUUAUACAAUAUAGCUUUCCUGUACGCAUAAUAUGUAUGCAUAAAAUAUCUAACAAAAUGCCAAGACCGGGCACUGGAGAAAACUGACUGAACUAACCAAAAGAAAACAUCAGAAAAAUAUGGGAUACAAGAUCCCAGGGGCUGCCAUGGAUCGUGUUAGCCUACUCUGGCGGUUGAGGCGUCGGGCUCGUCGAGGAGCCCUGUGCAUGGCUCUGUUCUGUAUGACCAUGGCUCUCCUGUACACCCUUUGCGCUGAAAACAGCAUACCUGUCACAGAUGCCAUUUUUGGGGUGAAGGCGAGAACUCGAGCUCAACCAAGAGCGCACUCAAUUGUUAAGGUAUUGCGGGGAACAGGAGGGUCGAAACCCAUGUAUACUGACCCUCAAAAGCUCCCAGGUGUCAUUCCUGGAGAUCCUCAGAAGCCUAUUCCCAUCCUGUCAUCUUCUAACUACACAAUGGAGAGCAGUUCUAAGGACCACAGCCUCAGGGGCAAAAGAAGAGAACAUGGGCUAUUUUACUGGCUUUUGGCGCAACCGCUGAGACGUGUUUUAGAGACUAUUUUUGGAGGCAGACGGAGAGGAGAUAUGGGUGCUGCAAGUGGGGAUGCUGUUGUUUUUGGGCCUAAUGGAGCACUUGGAGAAGUCUGGAAUGAGGACAUGUCAAGCACAAUGCUGGGAAAAAGGUUGAGGAAGGUGGUGCAGAACUAUCAGGCAAUGAAUAAAUAUGGAGUUAAGUACCGACCUCAGAGUGCAGCACAUCGUUCCAAACUCAGUGGCCCUGAACUUCUCUGUCAAAUCAAGGAGAUGGUUCAAAUUGCAACUUUAACACCAGAUAUGGAGCCAUUUUCUGGGUUUCCCUGGGCCUCUCAGUUACCUCCGCACCAAAUAACCACUGAUAUUGGCCCGUUUAAGACCUGCGCAGUGGUAUCAUCUGCAGGUUCUCUCAAAAACUCUGGAUUAGGAAAGGAAAUAGAUACACAUGAUGCUGUGAUACGGUUCAAUGCCGCACCAACAACAGGCUUUGAGAAAGAUGUUGGCUCUAAAACAACAGUGCGACUGAUCAAUUCCCAGGUAAUGGCAUCUGAAGACCACCAUUUCCUCUCCAGUUCUUUGUACAGUGCAGGGAUUUUAGUGAGCUGGGAUCCUGGCCCUUAUUCCGGUGAUCUACAGGAGUGGUUCAACAAGACAGAUUACCCUAUAUUUAAACAAUAUCAGCGGUAUCGACGCUUGCACCCCCAACAGCCAUUUUAUAUUCUACACCCACGGAUGGAAUGGCAGCUGUGGCAGCGAAUACAAGACAAUAUGGGCGAGACUAUACAAAAAAACCCACCCUCAUCAGGCCUGCUGGGCACAGUUUUAAUGAUGUCCCUGUGUGAAGUGGUACAUGUGUAUGAGUUCCUACCUUCGCGACGGAAAACCGAGCUGUGCCACUACUACCAGCGCUUCAGUGAUGCUGCCUGCACCCUAGGUGCCUACCACCCAUUAUUAUAUGAGAAGAACCUGGUAAAGAGGAUGAACCAGGGGUCUGACCGUGACAUCUACACCCAUGGCAAGGUUACUCUCCCUGGGUUCACAACAUUUAACUGCACUCAUAGCUCCACUUCUAACACUCUGUCAAAGACAUAAUUUGAGGGUAAACUGAUUUUCUUGGCACACUUUCAGAAUGUAACAGUGAAGCGCAUGAUUUAGUCUACAACUGCAACAAGUAUUCAGUCUGGUCUCUGAGAUCAGAAGUCGGCUCACUGGUGGAGAAUGAAAAACUAACUCACUUACUGAAAGGAAAUUAAUUCAUAUGGACACAAAAUGUUGAAUAUAGUGGCAAGUUCUGUAUAUGUGUAAACUACUGUCCAUCGUUCCCUAACUAGUCCCAUAGUGGUAAAUUCAUACUGUUUGCUGUUAAUAGAAAAAAGAUCUCAAUACCACAUAUCUGCCUCUCAUGUAAGAUGCAAGCACUGGCUUUCAAACACUGCCUAAUAGGGGUGUAACAGUACACAAAUGGUACGUACCUCAGUAUUGAAGCUACGGUUCGGUAGAGCAGGGGGAAGUAAACUAAAGAUAAAGUUGUUUUUUUUAUUUUUAUUAAACAGUGGUUUAUUGAACAAAUUCUCCCUCUCUCUUUAAAUAAAUUCAAUUAUAAUUAACAUUUUCUUAAGGAUAAAAAAUCUAUCUCAGCUAAUACUCUAUAUAUACAGGGAGCCCUUUCUUGCACAUUACUAUAAUAUUAAAGGUUACAAUUAACAACAGAGCCCAAACUAUUAAAUUCAGUUGCUAUUUAUUUUUAGAUAUAAUAAUCAACGCUCAACGCUUGCACACAAGGCAGUUUUUGCAUUAACUUUUAAUUUUAACAUUAAUAAUUUUUCAAUUAUUUUUCUAUUCUAAUUCAUUUUAAAAAUAUAAUCAUUUAACACAGUUACUGUGUUAACUUAUUUUCAUGUCAAAUUUAUUAUAUAUUAAAUAAUUAAGACAUUAUUAACAGCUAAUGUAAAUAUAAUUAAUAUAGUAAAGCUGCAAGCAGCAAUGAAACGGCCCUUGCACCCGUGCCACCACCGCCACCUGGUGGCUUUAGGAGUUCACAGUGUAAAACAUGACUUUUCCUGUUGCCCGCAGGUGGCGCUAUGACUGUAACUGAAUAUUGGUAUGUAGAUGUCUUCAGGCCAGGACUCUAAUAAAACAUGAAGUUUGGGGCAAAUCGGACCUUGUAUGCCCGAGUUACAACAACUUCCUGUUUCAAGGCGAAACAUCAAAUUUUGUCAGGCCGCCUUGAGUGAAAACUUGAGAGCUUCGCAAUUUAAUCUCGCAAAAGCCUUUAGAUUAGACUGACCAAAUAUGAUGUUUAUGUGAUAAAAUCUAUCAGAUCUUAAAAGUACAUCAGGAAAUGGCAGAAACUGCAAAAAUUUUGCAAAGAAAAUUCAAAAUAUCUCACGUCCUGUUAGGUUUUCAGAUUUUGCUCCCAGGGACUUUUUUGUAGGUAUUGGGCUAUUAGAUGUGUCUACCGAAUUUCAUAC
This is a messenger RNA of Megalobrama amblycephala (Wuchang bream), 3329 nucleotides long. RefSeq names its product ST6 beta-galactosamide alpha-2,6-sialyltranferase 1 (gene st6gal1). Gene Ontology annotation, molecular function: sialyltransferase activity. The transcript is spliced from 8 exons. The record is from RefSeq and is a predicted model, not a curated record. Lineage: Eukaryota; Metazoa; Chordata; Actinopteri; Cypriniformes; Xenocyprididae. The coding region runs from base 445 to 1950 and encodes 501 amino acids.